Messenger RNA from Schistosoma rodhaini, 2919 nucleotides. NCBI's taxonomy places the organism in Eukaryota, Metazoa, Platyhelminthes, Trematoda, Strigeidida, Schistosomatidae. The record is from the annotation of a GenBank genome assembly.
GAAUUUCAAGGUCGUGGUUUAACCGUUGACGUAACAUUUCAUGGUUAAUUACAAGUUAAAUGAAGACCGUUCUCUGAAAGAAUUUGAUGACUGGUUAACUGCAUCAUCCCGCCUGCACACUACAUAUCCUGGAAGAAGUUUAUUGAAAAUUUCAAACAAAUUAAAAUUUGGCCAACGUGGUCUAAUUGCUUGUUGUGAAAUAAAAUCAAAACAAUGCUGUUAUUCUGUGCCAUUAGAUGAUUUACACUUAGUUCUUACACCGUUACGAUGUGCUUAUCUACUUAAUCAUUGUCCAUGUUUUAAACAUUCCAAACGUUAUCAAGCUAAUUUAAACUCUCUUGAUACCCUUACAGCUUUUAUGUACCAUUGUAAAUGUUCAACUUCAACCAAAUGCAUCCUAAGAAAGAUUUGGGCACCUUAUCUAUCUGUUCUGCCAGAAGUUUAUUUAGAUCCAUUAUCUUGUAUCUUAUUAGAUACUGACUGUUUAUUUGAGAGACUAUUUACAAUUAACUCUCCUGAUUAUUUUCAUUCAAAUGAUAUAAAUAUUAAACUAAAACGUUUGCUAACUCGACUGUUAAGGUCGUGGAAUUGCAUAAAACCAAUUUUUACUAAUAACAAUGAUCGUACAAAAGGUUUGCAUUAUAAAGGUUAUGACAUUCCGCCAAAAGAAUUCCUAUGGGCUUGGUGUACUGUGAAUUCACGUUGUGUUUCAUGUCCUUUUAAAGAAUCUUUAUCACAGGUUCAACAUCUUUAUAAUCUAUUAAUCAGUUUUGAUUUAAAAGAUUUGAGCUUUUGUAAUGAUUUUGAAGUUGUUUCACUGUUUAUGAAUGAGAAGGAUAACCACACAAUUGCUUUGAUACCAUUUUUUGAUUUUUUAAAUCAUGAUCAAAAUGUACCAACCGCUUUGUCACUGUCUAAAACAGGAUUAUCAUUGGAAUUAUAUUUGGAACGUUCAGUAUCUGCAGGUGAACAGGUUUUAAUCAAUUAUGGAGCACAUGAUAAUUUAACUCUAUUGACAGAAUAUGGUUUCAUUUUGCCAUUCGGUGAAAAAAACACCAAUGAAGUGAUUUACUUAAGUUACAGUUUCAUCAUGGAUUUAUUUCAUAAUUUAAUCGAUUCAUCCAUCAGUAGUUGUAAUUCUGCUACUGUAUCUAAUCUAGUCGAAUCAUUUACUGAUAAUCAAACUGUCGAGAAUAAAUUCAAGAUAUUACCACAAUUCUACUAUAUAUUACGUCUUUAUUUUCAUCAAAUUCUUGAAAAGUUAGAUCUAUGCCUACCAGAUCAUUCCGCUGAUAAUGAUGACGGUGAUGGCAAUGAUGAUGAUGAUGUUACAUGGAGUUCAGUUUAUUUAUCACUUAAUAGUAAUAAUAAUAAUUCUGGUCCAUCCUAUCACCUAGGUUUAAUAUUAUUUUUAAUGUAUACAUUUAUAAGUAAUAUAAGUAAUAAUGAUGCUCAACAACAGUGUUAUCAAUCCCUUGAUAAUUUGUAUAAUAUUUCAGAAGACACUAUUUAUUCAACUAUUCAAACAUUAUUAAAUCGAAUUUAUACGAUCCUUUUAGAACAGUUGAAAGAUGAUCAGGAAAAAAUUGUUCAUUUAAUGAAUAAUCCCACCUGUCAACACAAUUCGUCAACAUUAAUGUCAUCUGCUUCAUUGACAUUUAUUUGUUUAGUAGAUCAAUUUUGUAAAGAAUUUUUAGAUUAUUUUGAUCAACGUGAAUGUUUUAUUAAAAGUUUAAUGGUGAGUUAAUAUAGCUACAUUAUUGUGUUUGUGUGUGUGUGUAUAUAUUGUAGGGAACAUGAUCUCCUUUCACAUGUGUGUGUGUAUGUGUUUAUUUUAAACGAGUUCAAUUGACUUGCACAUCUUAUUUGUGUUAUUUUUUGACUGAGUUCCAUUUCUCUCGUCUUUUUCCUUAAAAACAGAUUAUCUCCAUGUGCUAUAUGUUUGUACCUAGUUGUACUAUGACAGGUGUAUUCAGUUCUUGUAUUCCUCUAAAACCUGAGUCUCAAAAUCUUCUUCAACCUUUUUUUCUUUGUAUAUAUUUAAUAUUUUCUACUGAUAUAAGAUUUGUUUUAGAAUAAUUUUGUCUCGCUUGACUAACGUAGUGUGUAUGACGACCUGAACCGAUGAACAUGUGUCAAGUUCUACGUUGCAUAUAACCGACUAACUAUUGUUCUGAUGUCUUGUGUAUUAAAUAAGUAAGCAAAAAUUCAAUUGAAAUUCAUCUGUACUAUUGUGUCUGAUUUCGAACCAUGUCGCCCAAAGUAUCUAACCAUAUUUACUAUAGCAUCACUAGGAAUAUGAACAAUACUUUGGUUCUCAUCAUCCAUUAACUAACUUGUUAUAUAUCUAAAUUCUAUUUAUAACAUAAGCAAAUUAACAUUGCUAUUUACUAGAUUGUGUUUGGAUUUUUGAGGUAAUAUUGAUGUAAAUUUAAGUUAUCACGAAAAGUUUGAAUUCUUCCCUCCACAUGAAAAACAUAAACGUGAGUGAUGGAUAAAAAUAAACAUGACAAUAUUCUGGAAAUCCGAAAGAAGAAAUAUUGAGUAUGGUGAUGAUAAUGAUAAUAUCAAUAAAGUGGACAAUUUAUAACUUAAAAUCUAAUGCAAUACUCUUCUUGUCUCGUUGCUCUUAAAAGGCUUACGUAUAUAAACGAAAACGGCAAUAGGUAUUUGGGUAAUUUAGUAAAUCUCAACUAAUUGGUUUAUUCGAUCUCUGUGACAAGACCGUGAGUACAUGGAACACUAGCAUAUAUACGCUAACAUUUCACAAAUGUCAUUCGUUCUAUAUUUCUAUGCUAUGAACCAACUGCUUUCCCUUGUUGGCUACAGCUUCGACGUAUAAUAGAGAGAUAACUGCUUGACUUUCAACUAGUUGAUCUCAAUUUCGAACCGUAUUUCAUACACCUCAGUUUGGGGAGU